AUGACAUUCUUCGAUCCUCAACCAAUGCGUCAGCGCAACUUGUCUAUACCGUCUUGCGCACUGUGUUCCGACAAACACUGGUCAGACUCAUGCAACGAACAAACCUUUAUCAGCAACAAACUUGCUAAACAACUCAAACUACAAACCACCGCAUCUUCACAAUUAGCAAUAAAUGGAUUCGCGCGUCAGCUACCAACAUAUCUCUCCAUCCAAGAUGUCGAUAUCAACGUCACAUCAUCUACUGGUUACAACAAAACACUUCGCGUCAAAACCGCCGAUUUCCUUACCACACCAUUGAACUAUAUCAACCUCACCGAUCAGUACGACAUAUGCAAUGUAUCAGAAUUAUCGAUUCAAAGAGAACAACCGCACAUACUCAUCGGUAUUGACUGCUACCAUGAACUAGUACAACCAUCACAAACUCGAUUACCUACGGGAUUCUACUUAAUUGACGCAAUCUUCGGACCGAUAAUGGGCGGAAAAGGUACCGUAAGACGACAUCACUCAACACAUCAUAUGAACUCGAUAACCUGUCCGGUUCUCAACACAUGUGACGUUGACGAAUAUUGGUCGCUCGACUCAAUUGGCAUUCAUGAAAUUACUACUUAA
Messenger RNA from Anisakis simplex (herring worm), 609 nucleotides. The record is from the annotation of a GenBank genome assembly. Lineage: Eukaryota; Metazoa; Nematoda; Chromadorea; Rhabditida; Anisakidae.